AUCAUAAUGAAAUUAAGAAGUAGGAGCAAAACUAGCAAAGUCAAAGGUGUUAAAAGUACCAGAGCAAGUGGCAAAGCCUCUGUAGUCAAGACUAGCAGAAAUAAGAUUCCAAUUGUGAAGAAUUUGAGGAAAAAGAAAGUUUCUUUAGGCCAAAAGCAACCUAAGAGAAUAUCUCACAAGCAGAAUCUGCCUCAAACUUCUAAAAUAAGGCACAAAAGUAAGAAGAAAUCGGAACUGAAGAAAACUGAAGAAGAGAAAGAUUCCUGUAGACCUUGUAAGCACGAUACAGAUGCUGCAAAGUUAACCAAGUGGUCAGACGUCACUAUACUCGAGCUAUUAGAAAUCUUAAAAGAGGAAAGGAAGCAUCACAAAAAUGUUGACGAGGAGGAGAUCUGUCCUAUAUGCAGAUGUGAACUCUAUGAUGAUAUUUUCAAGCUCAGUCUUAAGAAGAUAAAAGAAAUUAACAAGAAGCAACUUGGAGACCCCAGCUCCAUAGAUGUAGUCAAGUUCAAGGACUGUCUAAAUCACUUCUAUCAUAAAGGAUGCACUGACUUCAUGGUUCAAUAUGCUGAACAAGAUGGUAACUCGUCCAAGAAGAAGACCAAGAAAAAGGUCAAAAAGAAAGCUCAGUAUCUAAAAUGAGCAGUUUGCUCUCUGAUUUACGGAGAAUUUAUCGGAAAUUGUCCUCCUGGAACUAUGUCAUGGGAGUUAUAUAAGAAAGGACAAUAUCCAUGUGAAGGAUAUGAGAAAACAGGCACAUAUAUCAUCAAUUACACUUUCAAAGAUGGGUUCAGAAAUGGUGUCUCCUACGGAGGUACUUACAGACAGGCUUAUAUUCCAGACACGAAAGAAGGAAGAGAAGUUCUGUACCUUCUCAUUAAAAGUUUUAAAAGAAAAGUGUCAUUCACAAUUGGCGAUUCUGUAACCACCGGGUGUAAGAAUGUAGUUGUAUGGAAUUCAAUCCACCACAAGACAUGCACUCAUGGAGGAAUUAUGACCUAUGGGUAUCCAGAUGCCACCUAUUUCAACAGAGUAAAGCUCGAAAUGGCUGACAAGGGCAUUCUUCUCGAACAAGGAGAAGACCCGGAUAAUGUGAGCAAGAAAGGGUCUAUAACCAUCCGUUAGUCUUAAAAUAUUUG
Moneuplotes crassus is the source of this 1139-nucleotide messenger RNA. NCBI's taxonomy places the organism in Eukaryota, Ciliophora, Spirotrichea, Euplotida, Euplotidae. The record is from the annotation of a GenBank genome assembly.